Molecule: messenger RNA, 1783 nt
Organism: Panicum hallii
Lineage: Eukaryota; Viridiplantae; Streptophyta; Magnoliopsida; Poales; Poaceae
Product: probable 2-oxoglutarate-dependent dioxygenase At5g05600
Exons: 3
Coding region: 535-1695 (386 amino acids)
Source: RefSeq, a predicted model, not a curated record
AUCGUACUAUCCGAUUAAUCAGCAGUUUAAUCCAGCCAUCAUGCAUCAGCUAAACUGCCGGCCAGAAUAUAUAUAGCGCACACGCCCUCUUCCGAGCCGCAACCCUGUCCUCUCUCCAUCGUCUUCUCCUCCAUGAGUAUUGUUUAUACAUGUGCUCCUCUAUCAUCUCUCAUCAUCGUCGUCAUCCUAUCCCUUGUUUGAUCUAGCAAAGAUCAGAAGAUAGUCUCCUGUUGGUUGUUCCUGGAGUUCGUCACACCAUUCAUGCGCGUCGCAAACAAGCUAGCUCUGAUCGAUCUCGCCGCCGCAGCUAGUUUUGUCGUCCCAUGCAGCAUCUUCAAUUUCUCCCAGAGCUUCUAGUUUGCUAGGGAGAUAGGCAGCCACCAGCUAAGCCGGUCGUCACUGGAAUCCUAGCUAUAAAUAGUGCAACGCUCCAAGAGCGAGAGCAUCCGGCCGAGGUGAGCAGAGCAUCCCGACGAGAGUGAGCAGAGGUAGGCGGCGGCCCGAGAGCUGAGGUGCGAGGUCGUCCCGUCGCUCAUGGAAGGCGCGGGAGCCGGGUGGCCGGAGCCGGUGGUGCGGGUGCAGUCGCUGUCGGAGAGCGGCGCCGCCACCAUCCCGGACCGCUACGUCAAGCCGGAGGCGGAGCGCCCGGCGGCGGCGGGGGCCGGGGGAGCGACGGCAGAGGGCAUCCCCGUGGUGGACCUGUCGUCGCCGAGCGACCCGGCGACGGCGCGGGCGGUGUCGGAGGCGUGCCGCGACUGGGGCUUCUUCCAGGCCGUGAACCACGGCGUGCCCCCGGAGCUCCUCCGGCGCGCGCGGGGCGUGUGGCGCGGCUUCUUCCGGCAGCCGACGGAGGUGAAGCAGCGGUACGCCAACUCGCCGGCGACGUACGAGGGGUACGGCAGCCGGCUGGGCGUGGAGAAGGGCGCCGUCCUCGACUGGGGCGACUACUACUUCCUCCACGUCCGCCCGCCCCACCUCUUCGACCCCGACAAGUGGCCACACCUCCCCCCGGACCUCAGCGAGCAGGGAGACGACGGAGGAGUACAGCCGGGAGGUGGCGGCGCUGUGCGGGCGUCUGAUGACGGCGAUGUCGCUGGGGCUGGGCGCCGGGCCGUCGCGGCUGCAGGAGGCGUUCGGCGGCGCGGAGGGCGCCGGGGUGUGCGUCCGGGUGAACUACUACCCGCGGUGCCCGCAGCCGGAGCUGACGCUGGGCCUGUCCUCGCACUCGGACCCCGGCGGCAUGACCGUGCUCCUCGCCGACGACCGCGUCCGGGGCCUCCAGGUGCGCCGCCGCGGCGCCUGGGUCACCGUGGACCCCGUGCCCGACGCCUUCAUCGUCAACGUCGGCGACCAAAUCCAGGUGCUGACGAACGCGACGUACCGGAGCGUGGAGCACCGGGUGACGGUGAACGCGGCGGAGGAGCGGCUGUCGGUGGCGCUCUUCUACAACCCCCGGAGCGACCUCCCGCUGGCGCCCAUGCCGGAGCUCGUCUCGCCGGAGCGCCCCUCGCUCUACAGCCCCAUGACCUUCGACGAGUACCGCCUCUACAUCCGCCGCAAGGGGCCGCGCGGCAAGAGCCAGGUCGAGUCGCUCAAGGCCACCGCCGUCGGCGCAGCCAGAUAGAUGAUGCAUGCAUGCAUUCGUCGCAAGCAUUGCGUGCCUGCCUGCCUGCACAAAUAAUAAGAUUUCAUUGAAGAAUUCGUUUAUUAGGUUAGUUUAUUAGUCUAGGUGUAUGGGGUCGGACCGAGUCAUAAUAAACAAAAAAAAAAUCUGUCGAUUAUU